Haliotis rufescens (red abalone) is the source of this 1431-nucleotide messenger RNA. RefSeq lists its product as uncharacterized. The transcript has 9 exons. Bases 1 to 1431 code for a protein of 476 amino acids. The record is from RefSeq and is a predicted model, not a curated record. Lineage: Eukaryota; Metazoa; Mollusca; Gastropoda; Lepetellida; Haliotidae.
AUGGGGACUUACAGUACCUCUGCUUCCUGCAUGAUGCCCAGCAGGAUCUACGUCAUCACUUCAGCCAAUACAAACAGACAAAUUCGCAAUUACAGGAGAUACGUGAACAGGCGGUCAAACUCGAUGCAGAGGAAGACCGUUUCUGUGGAAUCCUACAUUCAGAGUACUACCAAUGUCUACCACAGGCAUGUUCUGCUGCAAGAAAUACACAGCGUUGUAAAGGAGGAUUCAACUUUGGCAAAAGGAGAUUCCGGAAGACGUUCAUCAGAAUCACAUCAAGCACCGAACGAAACAUUCGGUGGAACAAUAACAACCCCAAACCCCCAUCUUGAUGCCUAUGUUCCAGGGAAAUAUGGUAUUCUUAGGGAUUGUUCUGACGUGAAAAAGCAACACCCUGAUGCCUUAAAUGGCGUGUACAGUAUUAACCCAGACACCACCAUCCCCUUCAGCGUAUACUGUGACAUGACAACAUCGGGUCUCGCAUGGACUGUGAUACAGAAGAGACGCGAUGGGUCUGUACGGUUCAACAGAACAAGUGCUGAGUACACGGAUGGAUUUGGAGAUCUGAAGACAGAGUUUUGGUUAGGGGACUCAUUCCGCGAUGCCGAUGGAGAACAAUUCUCUACUGAAGAUGAUGAUAGAGAUGACAAAUUAUUUGACAAUUGUGCCAAGAAGUAUUUCGGGGGUUGGUGGUAUAAUGCCUGCGGAGGAAGCUGCCUGAAUGGACUCUACACUGCAAGCAAUGGCCGGGGGAUAUUUUGGAGAGACUGGAGAGGGGAACCUAUCAAAGUCACCGAAAUGAAGAUACGUUCUUUGGAGAGAGUAAAAGAUUGCGUUGGACUUCCAAAGAAUAAAGGCGGGGCGUACAUGGUAAAUCCUGAUGACCUGCAUCCCUUCCCAGCUUACUGCGACACGACAACAGAGGAUGGGAACUGGCUGGUUAUUCAAAGGAGGAGGAGUGGGACUGUGAACUUCUAUAGGACCUGGUCGGACUAUGCUCGAGGAUUCGGGGACACAGAAGGCGAAUUUUGGAUUGGAAACAACGUUUUAAAUCGUUUGACGAAAUCUGGAAACACUAUGCUAAGGAUCGACCUUGAGGACCCUGCUGGAGAGAAGUGGUAUGCCAUAUAUCGGCACUUCAAGGUGGCAAGUGAAGCGGAAUACUUCAAGCUCAGCAUUGGGAAUUACAGUGGAAAUGCAGGCGACAACCUAAGGUACCACGCUGGCAGAGAAUUCAGCACAAAGGACAGGGAUCAGGACCGCCACCUUCUUGUCAACUGUGCUGUCAAACAUACAGGUGCUUGGUGGUACAACGCCUGCCACAAAAGCAACUUGAAUGGACAAUACAACAUCACUGUCAAUGGCCAGGGGAUCGCCUGGGCGGGCCUAAAACUCCCACUCACGUUUACUGAAAUGAAAAUUAGACAAUGA